AUGAACUCUACCCAUCCGGAACCCAGUCGACGGACGACGGUCUGGUUAGAUGACAAACCAAAUUGGUUCAAAAUUGACACCCAACCUCGUGUAUCCCAAACACCUGACCAGCAAAUGAACAGCGGACCCGAGUCGGUGACUAUUCCCGCAGCAGGACCGACAAUCAGAGUUUCCCCUCUAAAGAUACUACAGACGACAGAGGAUCUGUGGCAGACAUAUGAACCUGUUGUGGAGAUCUUCCUUGGUCGCAGCGUUUGCCUUGCUCAUCGUCGAACGAAGAAGGCCGAGCUAGUCAACAUCGAACGACUAAAACAGCAGUCAUCAUCAGUUGUUACUAUGGUCGAGUCGAUGACCCAGGUCUCCCAUCCUAGCUUUCCAAGUCUGCUGGAUUGUUACCAUCACGGAGAUGACGCGUUUCUGGUAUGGGAACCAGUGGAGCUUUCUGUCAACCAGAUUCUGGCAUCGAGAUGUCCGAUUACUGAGAGCGAUAUUGCCGCGAUCGUCAGACCGGUUCUUGACGGAAUCAAGUAUUUGCGUGACCAGGGGAAAGCGCUCCCCAUAUUGAGCAUGGACACCAUCUUGCUCACCGAGUCGGGCCAAGUCAAAAUCGCUGCGGUGGAGCGCAGUUGCGAGAUCACUGCGUCGGAGAUGGAUGCGCCCACCUUGAAACUCCUCGCUUUGGCGGAAAUUGUGGAGAAAUUAAUGAAGAAAAAUCCACCCCCGCAUCCAUGGAGCGCCGAGGUCCAGCACCUGCCGGAGCAGCUGAGGAGUCUCUCUGUGGAGGAACUGCUACAAGUAAGUGUCCCUUUCAGUGUGUCGACUACCAACUCACCGAAUUCAGAAAACGUAUCUCAAACGACUGGCACGGGAUGGAGGCUGAAAAUUCUCGUGAAAGUAGCAAACAAAACUGCCAGCCAUAGGGUGGAUUUCUUCGAUCGCUCAUGA
Penicillium daleae is the source of this 945-nucleotide messenger RNA. RefSeq lists its product as uncharacterized. NCBI's taxonomy places the organism in Eukaryota, Fungi, Ascomycota, Eurotiomycetes, Eurotiales, Aspergillaceae. The coding region runs from base 1 to 945 and encodes 314 amino acids. The transcript has 3 exons. The record is from RefSeq and is a predicted model, not a curated record.